Messenger RNA from Henningerozyma blattae CBS 6284, 465 nucleotides. It is a transcript of the gene SOD1, whose product is annotated as superoxide dismutase SOD1. Gene Ontology annotation, biological process: removal of superoxide radicals. The transcript has a single exon. NCBI's taxonomy places the organism in Eukaryota, Fungi, Ascomycota, Saccharomycetes, Saccharomycetales, Saccharomycetaceae. The coding region runs from base 1 to 465 and encodes 154 amino acids. The record is from RefSeq and is a predicted model, not a curated record. Gene Ontology annotation, molecular function: copper ion binding; superoxide dismutase activity.
AUGGUCAACGCUGUCUGUAUCUUAACCGGUUCUGCUGGUGUCUCUGGUUUAGUCCGUCUUACUCAAGAAUCUGAAGACGCUCCAACCACCAUUGAAUACGAAAUCACAGGUAAUACUCCAAAUGCUGAACGUGGGUUCCAUAUCCAUCAGUUUGGUGAUUUAACCAAUGGUUGUGUAACUGCUGGUCCACAUUUCAAUCCAUUUGGUAAGACCCAUGGUUCUUUGACCUCAGAAAUUAGACAUGUAGGUGAUUUAGGUAAUGUUAAGACCGAUGCUAAUGGUGUCGCUAAAGGUACCAUCGUCAACGACACUAUCAAGUUGAUGGGUCCUUAUUCUGUUGUCGGUAGAGCCUUUGUCAUUCACGCUGGUACCGAUGACGUGGGUCUAGGUGGUAACGAAGAAUCCUUAAAGACUGGUAACGCAGGUGGUAGAAACGCUUGUGGGACUAUUGGUUUAUCCGCUUAA